Messenger RNA from Verticillium nonalfalfae, 1248 nucleotides. RefSeq lists its product as uncharacterized. Gene Ontology annotation, molecular function: DNA-binding transcription activator activity, RNA polymerase II-specific; transcription cis-regulatory region binding. The transcript has 3 exons. The coding region runs from base 1 to 1248 and encodes 415 amino acids. Gene Ontology annotation, cellular component: RNA polymerase II transcription regulator complex. Lineage: Eukaryota; Fungi; Ascomycota; Sordariomycetes; Glomerellales; Plectosphaerellaceae. The record is from RefSeq and is a predicted model, not a curated record.
AUGCAGCAGCCAUCGCAGCAGCCAUCAUCGCCGCCGCCGCCGCCGCAGCAGCUGCAGCAGCAGCCGCCGCAGAGCGCAUCGCCUGCGGAAUCAUCCAGCAACAACACCAACCCGUCUGCUCAUCAUCAAGGAGACGGCCAGUUUCGACACCAACUCGAGAUCUUGAGCACGCUCGGCGCAUCGAACCCCACCAACGGCGCCGGCGCGCAACCUCGCGGUCCCCAGCAGCCUCCCAACGGCCAGCCGACUCACGGUUAUGCCAACGGCGCGUCUUCGCCUGCACCAGACGGACUGCCCGCCAGCAAUAACAACAACAGCAACAGCAACAACGACCCGGAAGCCCAUAUUCACCCAGACCUCAGGGCCCGAACCAACUUUGCACCACCCGCUACCAACAUGAUGGCCUCCGCUAUGCCCCCUCCUGCCGUCUCACCCGGCGCACCGCCCGCCGGCCCCUCCAUUGCGCCGCCUCCCAUGCAGCAAAUCCAACCUCAUCCCGCCCCUGAUGUCGGCGGCGAUCCAAUGUCCAUCGACGACGGGUCAGCCGAUGGCCGCAAGGCGAAGCGCGAACUCUCCCAGUCCAAGCGCGCCGCCCAGAACAGGGCCGCUCAGCGAGCUUUCCGCCAACGAAAAGAGGGCUACAUCAAGAAGCUCGAGCAGCAGGUUCGUGACUUUAUGGAGAUGGAGUCCCAGUAUAAGCAGCUCCAGUCAGAGAGCUAUGCGCUCCGCGAAUACGUCAUCCACCUACAGUCGCGCAUGCUUGAUACCCAAGGCGAAUACCCCCAGCCCCCGCCCAACGUCAACCUCAACCAGCCCCCACCGCCUCACCUCGCACAGGGUCCCCCGGCGCAUCAGCUCCAAGGCACCGACGCUAUUCCCGGCUCGCAGCCGCCCCACGCCGUCCCUGAGCAGCAGCAGCAGCAGCAGCAGCAACAGCAGCAGCAGCAUCAGCAGCAUCAGCAACAGCAGCCGCCGCAGCAGCAGCCAGAGCCUGUCCAGCAGCAGCCGCUCCCAGCCGCCACCGCGCCACCGCCCCCGCCAACGAACGACUCGGCUGUCGGCACACCCCUCGAGGCCGUUGCGCAAGCCGUCGCCGGUCUCGCAGCGCAGGAACAGAUGGCCGAACGCCAAAACUACCCAGGCGGCAAGGACUAUCGCCCGGACGCGGACGUUGAGAUCAAGGCGGACAUGGAGACCGACCCGCAGCUGCGCGAUGACAGCAUGCAAGCCCCGACCGCCUCGAUGUAG